UUAUCUACAACUUAUGGGCUGCUGUGAUGAUUAUUAAAUAUUUUUGAAAACUUAAGUUUUUCAUAUGUACAUUUUCCUAUUUAGUAAAGUUUCGGUAUACUAAUCGUUAAAUUAUUAUAAUUAGGUUUUAGUUAGGAGUUCUAAAUUUAAUAAUCGAUGUCAGAUUACAAAAUACAUACGAAGCAGGUGUCCAGUAUAAGCUGUUAUAGAUGGUAAAUGUACAUUUGUUCAAUAUCUGUUAGAUAACAAUGAAUGUCAUAAUGUCAGAUGAUCGACUUGUGUUAAAAACAUCCAUAGAUGAGUCAGUCAAACACUCAUGUAUAGAAUACUGUGUAGAAAAGCGUGAAAAAUUUUCAAAAACCGAAUGCUUCAUUAUAGUUGUGUCAUUAUUAAUGGCCAUAUACACACAUGCUAUUAAUACAGCUUUUGAAUGCCUUAAAACUGGAAUUGUUGCAGUUUUCUUGUUUUUGAUGAUAUUACGGUUUAUUUAUAAAGUGCACAGUGAAUCAUUAGUUAUAAUAGCUCCAAUUGGACUACAACUAACUACAACAUACAUUAAUGGACGGCAAAAGGUAUUUUCUUUGCCAUGGCAAAGUAUUACGGACAUACUUAUUGUGGACGUAAUUCACACUCAAAAAGUAUUAUACUACUUAGCAAUUAAAACGACUCAAAAUGGAUUGGUCACAUUGUUCCAGAAAAGUGCACCGAGGUUAAAUUUUUUAGAAAUUAUUUAUAGAGAUAUAUUCAAACUAAUGGAAAUCCACAGAUAAAGAAGUUAUUGGUAGUUA
Sipha flava (yellow sugarcane aphid) is the source of this 788-nucleotide messenger RNA. Its product is annotated as phosphatidylinositol N-acetylglucosaminyltransferase subunit H-like. The record is from RefSeq and is a predicted model, not a curated record. Gene Ontology annotation, biological process: GPI anchor biosynthetic process. NCBI's taxonomy places the organism in Eukaryota, Metazoa, Arthropoda, Insecta, Hemiptera, Aphididae. The transcript has a single exon. Bases 249 to 770 code for a protein of 173 amino acids. Gene Ontology annotation, cellular component: glycosylphosphatidylinositol-N-acetylglucosaminyltransferase (GPI-GnT) complex.